Messenger RNA from Orcinus orca (killer whale), 1006 nucleotides. RefSeq names its product RING finger protein 11. The transcript has a single exon. The record is from RefSeq and is a predicted model, not a curated record. Lineage: Eukaryota; Metazoa; Chordata; Mammalia; Artiodactyla; Delphinidae. Bases 41 to 505 code for a protein of 154 amino acids.
GUCAAAACAGCGCACAGAUCACACACCCCAGCCCCGGAAGAUGGGGAACUGCCUGAAGUCCCCCACUUCGGAUGACAUCUCCCUGCUUCACGAGUCUCAGUCCGACCGGGCUAGCUUUGGCGAGGGGACGGAGCCGGAUCAGGAGCCGCCGCCGCCAUAUCAGGAACAAGUUCCAGUUCCGGUCUAUCAUCCAACACCUAGCCAGACUCGCCUAGCAACUCAGCUGACUGAAGAGGAACAAAUUAGGAUAGCUCAAAGAAUAGGCCUUAUACAGCAUCUGCCUAAAGGAGUUUAUGACCCUGGAAGAGAUGGAUCAGAAAAAAAGAUCCGGGAGUGUGUGAUCUGUAUGAUGGACUUUGUUUAUGGGGACCCAAUUCGAUUUCUGCCGUGCAUGCACAUCUAUCACCUGGACUGUAUAGAUGACUGGUUGAUGAGAUCCUUCACGUGCCCCUCCUGCAUGGAGCCAGUUGAUGCAGCACUGCUUUCAUCCUACGAGACUAAUUGAGCCAGGGUCUCUCAUCUGACUUCAAGUGAACCAUCAUUUUUGGUGGUUUUGAUCUUUUGUCACUGAGCCCAAAGAGCCAGGGAUUAGGAAUUAAGAUCAUGCACAAAAGUUUCCUAAAAAUUCCUGCAUGGCUGCAGGAAUUCCUGAAUGGCUGCAGAUGUUGGGGGAAAAAAGUAUGUGAUAUUUUAGAAACUUAGGGGGAAAAGUAGGAAGGUAUUUUUAUGUAAAGCCUUGACCCAGUGUUCAAAAAUAUAAUUGUAUUUAGAUCUUGUUAUUGCUCCAGUACAUAGGAAUUGUGUAAAGUGUUAUACAGCAGCUGUAUAUGUUUAAAUUGUGUCUGUUGAAGAUUAGGAAAAAGAUAGUGGUUGUUUUUCCUAAAUGAAAUAACUUUCUUCUCCCCCCCCACCCAAAUUCUUUUCUCAAGUUGCUGGCAUUUGGGUCAAGGUUUUAUUAAAAGCUACAUUUUAUAACACUGGCACAAAAAAAGUAGUUUUAAGCUUG